GACUGCAGACAUAGUACAGGGAAUGACCAGAGACUGCGGACACAGUACAGGAGAUGACCAGAGACUGCGGACACAGUACAGGAGAUGACCAGAGACUGCGGACACAGUACAGGAGAUGACCAGAGACUGCGGACACAGUACAGGAGAUGACCAGAGACUGCGGACACAGUACAGGAGAUGACCAGAGACUGCGGACACAGUACAGGAAAGCGCAGCGCAUGCGCAGUGGGCACCCGGCUGUCACAGAAGCCAGCGCGGGAAGA
Messenger RNA from Staurois parvus, 263 nucleotides. NCBI's taxonomy places the organism in Eukaryota, Metazoa, Chordata, Amphibia, Anura, Ranidae. The record is from the annotation of a GenBank genome assembly.